GUGUGGGGGACGCAUCGGCCAUUGCUUCGCUAUAAUAUAAAGACCCAAAGCUUUUCUCUCUGGCAUUGCAGUUGAUGUUUAGCUCUCCGAAGUGAACUUGGUAGAUAGAAGAAUGAUGCACCUAAAAAACGCCUUAGGAUUAUUGCUGCUCUUAAUCGUUUCAGGUUAGUUGUUAAUCUGUUUCAAUCAGUAUUUAUGGUUUUGUAUGUAUUUUAAAUUCAUUAAAAAAAGAGGCUUUUAACUUCAUACUAUAUUUGCAUUGCUGUAUAUUUCGAAUUUAAUGGUAUUUAAAGCUGUUUUCCAUAUCGAAACGCACCGUAGCAUUCUCGCUUUUCUCAAAGCCGUAAUUAGUUUCCUCGACUGCUCAAGAAACAAGGAAAUGCGACCGUUCUUUAUCUUGCAUACUCAAGUCAUCGCCUUUCCCAUGAAGAAGAAAGGUUUUCUUGUAAGAUUUUCCAACGGUUUAUUAUGUAUUUUUGUUCCAGUUUCUCUUCGUGCAGAAGAAAGUGAAGAAAACCUCGACAAUAUUUUAGAUUCCCUUUGUGACGACGAUUGGACAGCUAAUGAAGAAGAUAGCAAAUGGGCAGCAAGUGAAGAAGCAGAUGAGAUGCUACAGCAAGGUGGAACGGGCCGGCCAGGAAAAUUAAAUGAAGAAACAACUGAAGAAACCACACUUGCCGAAUUUCUCGAAGCCGCCGAUUUAGAAGAUCCGAAUUUGCGACUUGAAAGGUCUGAGAUCCAGACAACUGAGACAAGGCGUCCUGGACGUUCUGAGAUUCAGACAAGGCGUCCUGGACGUUCCGAGAUCCAGACAAGGCGUCCUGGACGUUCCGAGAUCCAGACAAGACGACCUGGACGUUCCGAGAUUCAGACAAGGCGUCCUGGACGUUCUGAGAUUCAGACAAGGCGUCCUGGACGUUCUGAGAUCCAGACCAGGCGUCCUGGACGUUCUGAGAUUCAGACAAGACGACCUGGACGUUCUGAGAUUCAGACAAGGCGUCCUGGACGUUCCGAGAUCCAGACAAGGCGUCCUGGACGUUCCGAGAUUCAGACAAGACGACCUGGACGUUCUGAGAUUCAGACGAGACGUCCUGGGCGGUCUGAGAUUCAGACAAGACGACCUGGACGUUCUGAGAUCCAGACAAGGCGUCCUGGACGUUCUGAGAUCCAGACAAGGCGUCCUGGACGUUCUGAGAUCCAGACAAGGCGUCCUGGACGUUCCGAGAUUCAGACAAGACGACCUGGACGUUCUGAGAUUCAGACAAGACGUCCUGGGCGAUCUAUAAUUCUAUCCAAAGUUUUACAAGAUCUCAAAGUCAAGAACUAAGCGAAAAUAAGGAUACUCGGAUUUAUUUGAAAUAAUGGACUAAGAAUAUGAAAAUAAGAACUGCUAAAAUGACGAUAGUAAUAUAUAAAUAAUAAAAGUCAUGUGAACAUUAGGUUAUUGUGUAGAUUUAGAAUACGAAAUUAAAGCUGCAUCACUCAUUG
Molecule: messenger RNA, 1488 nt
Organism: Paramuricea clavata
Lineage: Eukaryota; Metazoa; Cnidaria; Anthozoa; Malacalcyonacea; Plexauridae
Source: the annotation of a GenBank genome assembly